Molecule: messenger RNA, 1461 nt
Organism: Chrysoperla carnea
Lineage: Eukaryota; Metazoa; Arthropoda; Insecta; Neuroptera; Chrysopidae
Product: glutamate receptor 2-like
Exons: 2
Coding region: 1-1461 (486 amino acids)
Cellular component (GO): membrane
Molecular function (GO): ligand-gated monoatomic ion channel activity
Source: RefSeq, a predicted model, not a curated record
AUGAUUGUGGAAGAUGUGAUAAUAUAUGUGUCAUACUUUCUGGAAAAAUUAUGGAGGCGUCAAGUAAUCAAUGCUGUGAUUAUGGUUCAUAAUUCGUCUGAUCCAAAACACUUAAACUGUUACACAUGGGAUCCAUAUACUGAAGGUCAUUGUGGCAACCAAUUUAAAUAUCCAACAGUUGUAGGUGAAUGUUUGAAUGAACAAAUUCAAUCUGAGAAAGGAUUAUUUAGCUCAAAAAUUCCUGAUCAACUUAGCAGAUGCCCGGUUCUAAUUCAAACUUGUAUUAUAGAACCGUAUGUAAUUAAAAAGGAAGAAAUAGUUGAUGAGAAUAAUGCUUCUUUAGAAGGCAUUGAAGUUUUAUUGUUAGAUAUUAUUGCACAAAAAUUAAAUUUUACGGCUGUAUAUCGCGUAUCAGAAAAAUAUAAUACAUUAGCAUACACUUUAAAUGAAUUGGCAUCUUUACGCGCUGACAUAAGUAUUGGUGCAAUACCGCCUGACAAUGAGAAACAUGAAAUAUUUGAUUUCACUGUCACGUAUUUGGAUGAAAGUGUGACAUGGUGUGUGCCGUCGUCAGAGGAAACACCACGAUGGAAGAAUUUUAUAUUUUCAUUCUCUUAUCAAUCAUGGUCUUUAAUAGUUUUUUCGUAUAUGUCGUGUUCAAUACUUACAUGGUUCUUAAGUCGAAAUGAUCUAUUAGAAUCGUUAAAUUAUCGCAAUUUAGGAAGAAUAUUUUUAUGGAACUAUUCAAUUUUAUUGAAUAUAGCCAUUCCGAAACAGCCUUUGCGUGUAACUGCUCGAUAUAUUAUUUACGCAUACAUUUUGUUUUGUUUCAUUGCAAGUGUUACAUUUCAAACGUUCUUAAUGAGCGUCUUAACUGAGCCAAUAUUUGAGAAACAAAUAUCAAACUUCGAUGAAUUAAUUUCAACAGAUUUAAAUUUUGGUAUAAUGGAGUCACAUCGACGUUUCUAUGAAGCAGAUCCAAAAUACAAAAACAUUUUACAAAAAGCAAUAAUAUGUGACGAUAUUAGAAGUUGUUUACAUAACGUCUCAUUUUAUAAAAAUAUUGCUGUUGCUGUGCCCCGUUUAUACAUGGAUUACAUUGGAAACCGUUAUAUAAAUUCAAAAGGACGUCAUUUAAUUUAUGCUUUCAAAUCAGAUAUUGUAUCAUAUCCAAUUGAAAUGUUAAUGAAAAAAGGUUUUUCAUUAUUAGAAGAUUUUAAUCAAAUAAUUCUUAAACUAAAAGAGACUGGUCUAUUAUCAAAAUGGCAGAAUGAUUAUUUGAGUGAAACAUAUUCAAUAGAAGAAAUGAAUGAACCCGAAGAUGAAUCAGUGACAAAAGGAUUAUCAUUAGAAGAAAUUCAAAUUGCUUUUUUAGCUUUAUUUAUUGGUAUUUUUGUAGCUGUUCUAGUAUUUAUAUUAGAGCAUUGUUGGAAACGGAGUUGUGUAAUACCUGUGUUUUAA